Lobosporangium transversale is the source of this 2609-nucleotide messenger RNA. RefSeq lists its product as hypothetical. Bases 319 to 2313 code for a protein of 664 amino acids. Lineage: Eukaryota; Fungi; Mortierellomycota; Mortierellomycetes; Mortierellales; Mortierellaceae. The record is from RefSeq and is a predicted model, not a curated record. The transcript has 5 exons.
UUCUUUUUUUCUCUUUCACCCCUUCUCUCUCCUUUUUUUCCUUUGCUUCUUUCCUCCCUCUUCCCUUGCCACUACAUUUUUCCUCUCCUCAGCCCUUUCCUGUCCUUUUUUUUUCUUUCUUUUGUCUACCGAACAAUAUCUACUCUUCUUCGACAACUUUUCCUGCAUCUACCAUUCUUUGUAAACAACAAACCACAUCCAUCCACUAAGCAUCUGGCGGAGAACAGAUUCCAGUUGAAACCAUAUCUUCACAACACUCCCUUGUCCACACGUCCACAUCUUGCAACAGCAUCUUCAAUAGCCACAAAAACUCAAAGGAUGUUGGUUCACAAAGUCCACAAUAAUACCAGUCAAGAAUAUAUCCAUUCUGCUGGACUACCAUCUGCUCAGCAGUUAACUCAACGAAAUGAUCAACGCAAGCUCUCCUGCUCGGAUAUAUCAGACGGCGAUCAUGAUCAGCAAACAUAUCGUUCUCACAAGCAACAAGCAGAGCAUUCUCAAACAAAUCAUUUGGACAACUAUCAAAAGCCAUAUGAAGAACCUAUUCUAUCUAAAGCCUCCUUCUGCCCCUCACCUCAUUCGAGGAACAUGUCCAUGUCUCCAAAGCGCGAGUCGGAUGACUUGAUCCCCCAUCAAAAGCACUCCCAGAAACAUUCGGAUGGGUAUCUCGAGUUUCAUCGCCGCCGUUCUUUACCGUUAUCGCAGAAAUGUACGCUUGGCAAUGCUGAUGAAGCAACCAUGAUGGAUGUUGAUGGUCAUCCCGACCUCACAACUGAAGAGCUUCCCUCGGACUCUUUGAUGGAUCAAUGCGAACCUCAAUAUGAGCAGUCUUCAACAUCGCCACGACAAACAAACUCACCUUCACCUGUAAUACCCUGUAUACAGCGACAGUUCCUUCCUUUUCCUCCGUCAAAAAGACACGACUCUUCCUCUUCAUCAAUACCCCCGCCACUCAUACAACAGGAUAUGCCUUCUACACAACAAGAGUUCCUGUCGGAUGAGCGCUUGGUUUUGGGAAAACGUCGUACUUGGCCAUACGAGCAAGGUCAAUAUAGCUCUCCGAAUCAGUUUGAUAGCAACAACAUAGGUUCACGCUACCAUACUCUCGAUUUCAAAGAUUAUCGCGACGAACGACUUCGCCAGAUCAAGAGAAGCUCCAUUGGCAGUAGUCAUUCGCAUGUUUCUUUUGAUAGAAGGCGUUCUCCGUCUCCCUUCACGAGGGUAGCGUCAUCCUCAUGUACAACCGAGUCAUCCUUGGGCAAAGAGGAUAAGAUCAGUAUCAGUGCUAGUGGCAAAGAUGGAGAUGAAUUUUCCAUUUCGAACAGAGCUCAAACGCCACCAUUUUCGCAGUCCUCACCGUCGCCGCAGCAACAGUAUCGACAUGAAAGAUUGCGUUACGAUGUCUUUUUACCUCGCCGCCAGGAAAAAGCACACGACUGGGACAUAGGAAGGGACAAGGGAGAUGAUAAGAAUAAUGAGAGAUCCAAUGUUCUCCCCAACCCAAACAACUUUGAGUUUAUGAGCGAGGCUCAGAGGGUGUUGUACGAGCGCCAUCCACCUUCUCCCAAAUAUGAGCGACAGCCCUCAUUCAGAUCCUCAUCUCCGCCUCUAAGGCCAACCCAGUCAGAGGCUUCUUCCAUGCCGUUAUCACCAGUGCAACCAAUACAACACGUAUCAUUCGAGCACCGUAGCCAACACCAUGCAUCACGGCGCUCUCCUUCGAGAAUAAAUACUGAUCAAGACCUUAGCCAGAACUCACGACCCAGUCAAACACAGGAACAUCAUCAUCAGCAACAGUCUCGACGUCAAUCUGGCUCUCAUUUGCCAAAUAUAUGGGAGCUUGUUAUGUCUAAGCGGCAUCACCAGCAAGAACAGGAACCCUAUCAUGAGAACGAGCAUCUUCCAGAAUCAUCAACAAAGCCGUCAACAACGUUUGCAGCUUCUGUACAAAGCAACCUUACUGGAAGAAGCACCUCAGAUCUCAACCUCCCAGGGACUGAGGGCAUGACAGUUACGAAGACUGAAGAUGGAGCAAUUAUGGUUUAUAAUCCAAUAACAGAGAACAUGACCUUCCGCUGUGAGCUUUGCCCGAGCGAAUCUUUUGGCAGAAUCCAUGAUCUAAAGCGCCACCAAGCCUCAAAACAUCAGGAGAUGACCUGGCCUUGCGAUUUCUGCCAUCGGCCUUUUGUGCGACGUGACGCUUUGUUAAGACACUACACUGUUAAAGCCGCGAGAGACGAUGGAUUACAUCCAGCCAGCCAUGAAGUCGAGCGGCUGAUGGCCGCCCGUGCUCGCGCUAAGUUGCUUUAUUAAUAGUAUAAAAAAAGUGAGUCAUGAGCCUUCUGGCGUUGCCAAAAUACAGUACACUCAAGGCUUUCGCACGCGACCAAUUCCAUUCCAGUGCUGGCUAGACCAUCACCACACUCUCCAAUAUCUACACCCACACCUCCAUUACUAGCGCCACGACAGCAGGAGCUACAGACAUCCACCGCUGCUCGCAAAAGCUUCUCGGCUUUGGCAAGCCCAUUUUGUAAAACUAGUAAAGAAUAAGGCCGACCUUGCUCGCUCUUACAAUCUGCGCAAAGAUACUUUUGUGCCCCUUGCCCGGU